Molecule: messenger RNA, 300 nt
Organism: Paramecium octaurelia
Lineage: Eukaryota; Ciliophora; Oligohymenophorea; Peniculida; Parameciidae
Source: the annotation of a GenBank genome assembly
AUGAUAAUAAUCUUCAUUUUAAUAUCUAUAACUCGUCAGACUAUAAUUUAUGAGUUUAAUGCUAAUUCUUAAACAAAAGAUGGUAAUUUCUUUAUUUAUAUUAGGAUGGGAAGGUAGUUCUAAUUUCGAUACCUGUGUCUUCUAUUAUAGUAGGAUUUUUUUAGAUCUAGAACCUCAUUCUCAUAUUACAGUGAAUGCCCAAUUUAUAAGGUAUUUAAUAUACUUAAUAACAAAAGCAUUGAUAGCAAUCCUCCAACUUAAUUCUACAUAGACUCAAAAAUAUAAAUAAUGUGUAAGUGA